This is a messenger RNA of Salvia splendens (bonfire salvia), 459 nucleotides long. RefSeq lists its product as uncharacterized. The coding region runs from base 1 to 459 and encodes 152 amino acids. Gene Ontology annotation, molecular function: protein binding. Lineage: Eukaryota; Viridiplantae; Streptophyta; Magnoliopsida; Lamiales; Lamiaceae. The transcript has a single exon. The record is from RefSeq and is a predicted model, not a curated record.
AUGUCGGCUUCCGAAUCCCGAUGUUCUGUCGUUGCUGCUCACCGUCAAGUCGUCGUCUCGCCUCUCUCCCUCUCCAUCACCCUCGACCCCUCCAUCGACCACCUCUCCCUCGCCCUCGCCCUCGCCGUCGUCCAGGCACCCUCCGCUACGGCUGCCUCCCCCCGCCGCAGUUCCACCACCUCCUCUCAAAUCGUGGCUGCGGCAACACCGGAAGGCGUCGUCGUCGCUAAUUUCGCCGGAGAUGAAAUCGAUCGGAUACACCCCCAUUGCGGCACCUGCAAUUACCUAUUUCUGACUCUUUUGAAAAUCGGUCAAUUUGGGGAAGCGGUGGAGGUGUUGAAAGGGAUGGGGAGGGCGAGAUGCGUCCCCGAUUGCGACAGCUACAGGGGAUUGAUUGCUGAGUUGAGCGAAGCGAGGAAGGUGGACGCCGUUGCGGAGGUGGUGAAGGAGAUGAUGUAA